Molecule: messenger RNA, 2641 nt
Organism: Cherax quadricarinatus
Lineage: Eukaryota; Metazoa; Arthropoda; Malacostraca; Decapoda; Parastacidae
Product: phenoloxidase-activating factor 3
Biological process (GO): proteolysis
Molecular function (GO): serine-type endopeptidase activity
Source: RefSeq, a predicted model, not a curated record
AGAGGUGGGUUGGGGUGGAUAUUACUGGGCAGAAACCAGGGAGGAGACAGCAGCUGUAUCCUAGGCUCCCAGCAGUGAUUCCCCAGCCAUCAAGGUGGGAGGCUGUACUCUGCUCGUCUCCUUGUUUUGUUGCUGCUCCUGCUUUCACAGGUGUCGGUUGAGUAAUGUGUUUCCUGGUGGUGACGGUGUUGGUGGUGGUGGCGUCGCUAGGAGGAAGCUACGCUCAACGAGGAGCUGGUUGUCGGGGAGCCAAUUCUCAGCAGGGUACGUGCGGUACCAUAGGAGACUGCCCACCCCUCUUUGGUCUUUUAGGGCAGCUGCGUGCAGGGACUGCGCCACCCGGCGCUCUGGACACCUUGCGAAGGGCUAUUUGUGGCUAUGAACGCAACUUCCCACUGGUGUGUUGCACAGCACCGGGAGCUGCUGGGGUAACGCCAGCCCCUGGCGAUAGCUCCAAGCUACCCAAACGAUGUGGUAUCUCUGGUCUCACUGACAAAAUUAUUGAUGGAGUGGACGCACCACUCCUGGCUUGGCCCUGGAUGGCACUGCUGCGUGGAAAGGUUAAUGGUCAGUUAGUAUGGUUCUGUGGAGGUGUUCUCAUCAAUGAUCGUUACGUGUUGACUGCUGCUCACUGCUUCAAGUCUGCGCUUGUUACCUUAGAAAGCGUGAGGUUGGGUGAACACACACUUCAACAGAACCCUGACUGUGAAAAGAGACUGUGUGCUCCUACCCCACAGGACAUCGCGGUGGAGAGAAUCAUCUCACACCCUGACUAUAGGAAGCCGUGUUCAGAAUGUAAUGAUAUUGCCCUCCUGAGGCUCGCCCAUCCUGCUAUCCUCAAUCCUCUUCACGUGGUGCCCAUUUGUGUGCCUGUGAACCCUCAGAAAGACCUGGGUUUCUCCGAGGCUCAGUACCAGGGUAAGACAGCCUGGGCGGCUGGCUGGGGCUCCGUCUCUAGAGACUCGGCCACUUUUGUCAGGCUAAAUACACUGCAACAAGUCCAGCUGCCCAUCCAAAAUUUGGACUUUUGUGAGACUCUGAGGAAAGAUUAUCCUGACAAUCGCAUGGUCAUCUGUGCUGGCGGUGAAGGCAAGGAUACAUGCAGGGGAGACUCGGGUGGCCCCCUUACCCUCACUAACAGUGAUGUCAGCAGGCACUAUGUAGUAGGCAUCACCAGUUUGGGACCAAGAGAAUGUGGCUCCUCCAACACUCAAGGUCUCUACUCCAGCGUCAGCUUCUAUGCCCAGUGGAUUCUCAGUAACUUGCAGCCAUAACUAAGUGUUCCUGCGACAGCUGGAACUUUCGUCAGCGGCUCCACACACUAUCACGGAUACAGUUGGUCUUCACUCACUCUACAUCAGCCUUCUGUUUACACUUGGGGAUUUUUAGCGUUGUUCUGCAUAUAGCUGUCACAUACUUUCACAUUACUGUGAAAGUAUGUGACAGUAUAAUCACUGAAGAAAGGUUUAGAGCCAGUAUAUUUGUACCAUCUCAUUUGGUUUCUUGAGCUGGAACGAGCAGACACAAGAGGAGUACGUACGUAUCUCCAAGGCAAGGUUGGACCUGGUUUACCACAUUGACUUUACAGGGUGAACUGACUUCUGAAGUGUUCUAUUGAUUGAAGAGUGCUACUGAGGUGUUUCUCUCUUUGUACAAUAUCCUGACUAUCAGAAAUGUUUUACCACUGCUAACAACACAGUGUCCGGUCUUCCUUCUAGGUGAGGAAGUGGGUGAGGGGUGGGGGUGAUUUGAUACUGUUGAAGGACUCUUGAUAGAAUUGAAACUAAUUUCUUCCGCGGAUAGAGAUGAUAAACUCAUAGGGGUCACAGGCUUUGGUAAUGAGAGGUAAUCAGGCUCAAUUGAUACAAGGAAGGAGAGGGUAAGUACAGUUCUCUAGGUAAAGGGCCCUUCUCUGGCAUCAUCCUCCCCCCCCCCCACACUAUCCAUGAAUGAAGUCUUGGUGUUCAAAAACGUGUUUAAAACUGGAAGACUGACACAGCUAUGGCUACCCCUUCAAUUGGUUAGAGAAAGUUGAAUCCUAAUUACCCAGAAUAAAAAUAAUUAUUAUAAAAAUAAUCGUGUAUUUGUUGACCUAAGAUUACCAAAAUUAUCAUUUUAAUUAUUUUGAAUAGUUUAUUUGGUCCUGUUGUUAUUCUGUUUGUUUAAAGUAUAUAUACACUGAGAGGUAUUUCUCUCUCAGUGUAUAUAUGAUGAGAAUUUAUUUCCUAUUUUAGGAAUUAACGUGUCCAUAUCUGGUAGUGAGAAGGUUAUGUGCAUCCUUAAUGACCCUCGUGUAGACGAUAGGCUUCAAACCCAAUUAACCAACCAAUUGUUUGUUAAUGCCUGUCAGCGCUGUAUGACCCUUGUGGAUUUAGCGCUUAGUUAUAAUAAUAAUUGCUAUUGCCUGUGAGGCUGCAGGUGCUAUAUAGUAUUUAAUUAAGAUUUUAUGAAUACGUAUUUUGUGUUUAUGUUAUGGCUUAUGAUAAUUUUGUCUAUGAUUUGUAAUGAUUUGUGUACGAUUUCUGGUUAUUAUUUUGAUUUGUUAUUAUUAUUUGUGUUGAUAAUUACGAGUAUUGCGUAUUUUUCAUGAUUGUUAUGUGUGGUUAUGAAUAAAUUUCAUUAAAUUUCGUUAUAAAAAAUA